AUGUAUGUGCCACUUGCAGAAGACAGAGAGCGCUCAGCUGCUCAGAAGCUACCAAGAAAGAAAUUGAAGCCUCAAGCUGUCCCUCAACCUUCACUAUUCCAUAAUGGGUCUCUGGAUGGUAGUGGACCGCUGAAGGCAAUAAUUCAGCAUGUUCAUCCAACGCUCCCGUCACCCCAAUUGAAUUCGCAGCAUUUUAAUCAUCCAGGAAUCAAUUUUCAAGACGAACGUCUCAGCCAAGAGACACCUCUCAAUGUGUCCCACAAGUUUCUCAAUAAUCAGUAUCAACAGCAUUUUGGCUAUUUCAUGAAUCAGAAUCCAUGUCCUACUGGCUCUUCAGAACUUCAAAUCCCAAAAACCCAAAGUUUCAAUCAAGUGGAUCUCCAAAAUGUGAAUGGGCAUAUUCAGAAUUCGUUCCAAUAUGAUCAUAAAGAACCAGCUGAGCAAUUAGUUCAAAAUCCCGCGUAUUCUGAUCAGCAAAUUCAAUUCAAUAAUCGUAUUAAUCAAAAUUUCAAUGCCCCAUUGCCUGCCCCACUAGUUUCUACAGCUCCAACUCCGAUACUUGCUCCACCAUUGGCUCCAAUGCAAUCUCCCCAACUUGCUCAAUUUCUUCCAAAACCGUAUCUUCCUCCUCCAUACCCAAACCUAAAAAUUGAUGCUCAAGAAGACCCAGACGUCCAAAUCGUGGACAUCAAACCAUCUACCCAUGAGCUUCAAGGGCUACGGGACCUGAAAAAGAAGGAAAUAAUUUUGGAGCCACGCUCAUCGAUUGUCUUUUGUGCUCCAUUUGAUUUGAAUCCAGUUGGACGGUUCAGAAUCAGAAAUUUGUUUUGGGCAAGAGUUGCGUACAAGAUUGAAGACACAAUUGGAACCAUCAAUGCAAAAAGCAAUAAGAUCAUCGAAAUCAGUUGUGAAGGAUUUCAAUAUAAGCCAGACGCAAAAGACAGAAUUCGAAUUUCCCUGACGAAUGCUCCAGAAGAAGAUGGGAAUCUGACGAAAGAAUAUUUUGAUGGAGAUGUCACAAUUAUGAAGAAAUCGAUGUUUGUAGAGUAUCGCGACUGA
This is a messenger RNA of Caenorhabditis briggsae, 1059 nucleotides long. The transcript has 7 exons. Lineage: Eukaryota; Metazoa; Nematoda; Chromadorea; Rhabditida; Rhabditidae. The record is from RefSeq and is a predicted model, not a curated record. Bases 1 to 1059 code for a protein of 352 amino acids.